UGUCAAUCUAACGUUAACUAGCUGGACUAAACGCCUUGUAUGGUAUUUUAAAGGAUGUUAUGGGAUGUAUGACAGCCCAUUUAGAAGUUUACAGAUGUGUAUGAGCAAUGGGUCAGGGUGCAGGUAAGCCAUCCUGGGCCAAACCAUCUGGGGGUUAUCAGACCAUCACAGGAAGAAGAUAUGGCAGGAGGCAUGCAUAUAUCAGCUUCAGGCCCUCUGCACACAAGCACAGACCUAUGUCUGCUGUGGAUUGUCAAGAAAUGGAAAUAAGAAGUGUCCAUGUUGAGCACACCUCAGCUCCUGCAGUGCUGCAGGGUGUCUUUCCAGUGUUAUCUUCCAGUUUGGGUAACUCAGAUCAAGAUGGCCAGGACAGACACAAGUCAUCUUCUGACAGGGUGCUGGACAAAUGUAAUUACACUGUGCCAUUUGAUAUUGGCCAUAACACUGGGGAUGAGAAAAGUGCAGAGGCUUGUGCUUGGGCUGAUGGGGUGGAUCAGAAGACAUCCAGCCUGAGUAUUCUGAACUUUAUGAACAUUGACUCCUAUGAGCCAAACAGCAAUGGAGGUGAAGCAGGUGGUACAGGGACAGACCAAUCUUGUACCAUUCAGAAAAGCCUGGACAUGAUUUCUGAUCUUGGGAAAGACUUUGACCACCUUUCCAGCUCACAUUCAUACUUGCACACAGAAUCCUGCAAAAUGUCAGAUUGUUUAGCUCAAGAGCGGAAUUCUAAUGGCUCCCUAGAUACUAAUCAAGCGCACACACUUUCAUGGAGGACUGGAAAAACCUGUGAGAGUCAUGGUCUAAUGGACAAAGUUCAAUCAGAUGCGUGUAAUACAUCAACAGCCAGUAGUAGUCCUUGUUCUUGUGUGGACCUGGAACAUACCACUGUGAAGGAAGCAGUUAAAUUGGAAAUGGUGGUCAGGCCAAAGGUCCGCAAGCAGACAAGUGAAAGCAAUCUCAACAAGAGGAAAAACUCUCAGACUGAGGAAGCAAGUUGGGUGUCAAGUGCCAAUUCUGUUACAAGUAUGUGUGGUUCUGCACCUCCUUUUUAUGUCACUCAAAAAAAUGCAGACACAUCCCAAUUCCUCUUCAACUUCCUUCCAAAUGAAUGCAUGGAGUUCGGUACUUUGGACAAGAAGCAUCAAAUGAAGCAAAACAGCAGGGCCAGAGUAGAUGACGACAAUGACUUCUGGGAAGAUCUAGAAGAGUUUGUGGAGAAGAAUGCAUCACCUGAAAAAAAGAAUGAGAGCUUGGAGUGCAGUGAAGGUGAGUGGUCUGCCUCAUGGACGUCAGACACGGGGCUGGAAAAGGAGCGGCGAUCCAGCGAGGAGAGCUGGGAGACGCUACCUGGAUUAGAUGAGCUGCCUAGCUCAAGCAAUAGCCUGGAAGAUGUUCCCCCACUCAGUCUCACACAGGAGGAGCAGAGUCCUCUGGAGGAAGGUGAAAUCCCAUGGCUAAUGUGUAAUGAGGAUUCAGCGAGCAGCAGUGAUGAGGAGCCAGAUAAUGUGAGCCAGUUUGUGCACCCAGGCCUGUUUAUUUUGGAUAGUAGCAACAACCUGGAUGAUGACUCCAGCAUGAGUGAAGAUCUGGACACUGAAUGGAGGUUGCUGGAUGACUUUGGAGAAAGCGUUGGCAUGGCGCAGUCCAUCUCUUAUGUAGAUCAUUCUCAGCUUCUCACUUAUAUGGCAUUAGAGGAGCGACUUGCACAAGCAAUGGAGGCAGCAUUGGCACACUUGGAGUCUCUGGCUAUAGACGUGGAGCAGGCACAUCCUCCAGCCUCAGAACAUAUCAUUGACUGCUUACCUCAAAUCACAGUUCUGGAUGACCACAGCAGACAGGAGCAGUGUUGUGCCAUUUGCUGCUGUGAAUAUGUCACAGAAGAGGUCGCAACACAGCUGCCAUGCCACCACAUGUUCCACAAAAUCUGUGUCACUCUAUGGCUCAGGAAGUCUGGAACGUGUCCUGUGUGCCGCCAUGUUCUGACCCCUCCUCCAAGUGAUCCUACAUCAUUCCUUUCUGAUCAGGAGAAUGCCACAUCCAGUCAAAGUGUUGCUGGGCAAACCCGGUGAAGUCUCUUAACAGACAGAACAAUAAAAUCAUAAUUAUCAUCUGUCUUCACAGUCAAAUGUACCUUUAGCAUGUCUCUACAUGUCUUAUAACAUAAAAUAUGCUAUUCAGUCUCUAUUAACUUAGUUUCUCAUGGCAUAGUUCAUGGCACAAGGCAAUGCUAACCUAUUUUUUGUUUGUUUGUGUGUGUGUGAUUUUUAUAUAUAUAUAUAUAUAUAUAUAUAUAUAUA
Molecule: messenger RNA, 2297 nt
Organism: Electrophorus electricus (electric eel)
Lineage: Eukaryota; Metazoa; Chordata; Actinopteri; Gymnotiformes; Gymnotidae
Gene: pja2
Product: praja ring finger ubiquitin ligase 2
Biological process (GO): protein ubiquitination
Cellular component (GO): cytoplasm
Molecular function (GO): ubiquitin protein ligase activity
Source: RefSeq, a predicted model, not a curated record